Jatropha curcas is the source of this 1773-nucleotide messenger RNA. Its product is annotated as Eukaryotic aspartyl protease family protein. The record is from RefSeq and is a predicted model, not a curated record. Gene Ontology annotation, biological process: proteolysis. Gene Ontology annotation, cellular component: extracellular region. NCBI's taxonomy places the organism in Eukaryota, Viridiplantae, Streptophyta, Magnoliopsida, Malpighiales, Euphorbiaceae. Gene Ontology annotation, molecular function: aspartic-type endopeptidase activity.
UAGACCCCCACUGCCACUGUACCUUAACCAUUUCACUAAAACACGCACAUCCUCCACCAAACUGUCGCCAUGCCUUUCUUUCUCUUCUUCUUUCUCUUUUUUUCCUUUCUUUCUCUCCCAACCAAACAAACCCAAAUAAAAAACACUUCUAAUUUUUCCUUCUCUUUCCCUCUUAAUUCUUUUCCUCGCUCCCAAAAUCCUUCUUUUCAAUCUUCUUUUAUUUCGCAAACCAAACGGAACCAACAUGUUCAAACCUCUGGUUAUAAUUACAGAUCAAGGUUUAAGUAUUCAAUGGCUUUGAUUGUCUCUUUACCUAUAGGGACUCCUCCUCAGACUCAACAAAUGGUUUUAGACACUGGGAGUCAACUUUCCUGGAUUCAGUGUCACAAAAAAGCUCCCAGAAAACUUCCUCCUACGACGUCGUUUGAUCCUUCUCUAUCGUCUUCUUUCUCCGUUUUGCCUUGCAAUCACCCUCUUUGUAAGCCCCGAAUUCCCGAUUUUACUCUCCCGACUACCUGUGACCAGAAUCGUUUAUGCCACUAUUCUUAUUUCUACGCUGACGGUACUCUAGCUGAGGGUAGUCUCGUCAGAGAAAAGUUUACCUUCUCUAAUACCCAAAGUACCCCUCCUUUGAUCCUUGGUUGCGCUGAGGAUUCCGGCGAUGACAAGGGUAUUUUGGGGAUGAAUCUUGGGCGGCGAUCAUUUGCUUCCCAGGCUAAAAUAUCUAAGUUCUCUUAUUGUGUACCGACCCGGGGUAAUCGGGCCGGGUUGUCACCGACUGGGUUGUUUUACUUGGGUGACAAUCCUAAUUCUGGUGGGUUUCAUUACAUAAAUCUUUUGACUUUUACUCCAAGUCAACGCUCACCUAAUCUGGACCCUUUGGCCUACACGGUUCCAAUGCAAGGAAUUAGGAUUGGAAACACAAGAUUAAACAUUCCCGCAUCUGUUUUCAGGCCCGACCCGAGUGGUUCGGGCCAGACCAUGGUAGAUUCAGGCUCCGAGUUCACAUACUUGGUGGAUGAGGCAUAUAAUAAAGUGAGGGAGGAAAUAGUGAGAGUGGCUGGGACAAAGUUAAAGAAGAACUAUGUGUACGGUGGAGUAUCGGAUAUGUGUUUUGAUGGAAAUCCAGUGGAGAUCGGACGGUUGAUAGGAAAUAUGGUGUUUGAAUUCGAGAAAGGAGUUGAGAUUGUGGUAGAUAGAGAGAGGGUCCUGGCUAAUGUAGGGAAUGGGGUCCAUUGUGUCGGAAUCGGUCGGUCCGAAAUGUUAGGGGCGGCUAGUAAUAUAAUAGGGAACUUUCAUCAACAAAAUCUAUGGGUGGAAUUUGAUCUAGCUAACCGAAGGGUGGGGUUCGGUAAGGCCGAUUGUAGCAGAUCAUAAAGUGGUGCUGGUACAGUGGACCACAGCAUGAAUUUAUCUGGCCAGGAAGGAAUUAAAUCGGAUAUUCAAUGUAAAGACUCUGUACAAAAUAAAUAUCAGCGAUGGUUGGCAAUAGUAAUCUAAUCGAACGGCCCAUAUUAAACUAACAUUAAGUGAUAAAUAGAGUGUAAGUUCACGGGAAUGGUAUUUUAUUGCAUUAUAUUAGUUAAUUUAUUAAUUAUUAUGUAAAACAUCUCAUAAUUUUGUUAAUUAACGGUAUGUGAGUGAAUUUAAAUUAAUCGAGUGGUGUAAAAAUAUUUGUCUUCGUUUUAUAUGAAAGUAACCAUAGCUUAAAUUAAAUUAUUUAUUGUAUUUGUACUACCAAAGCUUGAAUAUUAAUUAUUUGUUGUCUUCUCA